AUGGCUUCCGCCUCGACUCCUACCCCCGGCCCUAGUGCGGCGGCGGCCUCGCAAUUGCUGCGCUCCAAGUUUGCGCUGCUGCCCGCCGAGCUGCGCCUCAAGAUCUGGUCGUGCGCCGUCGAGGCGCGAGUCGCCAUCCUCGACGACCUCGUGCAGAAGACGAGGUCGUACCCGAUUCCACCCGUCACCCAGCUCAACGUCGAGGCGCGCACUGAGUCCCGCCGAGGCUACGAGGCCGUCGGCCGCGGCUCGCACCUGCACUUCUCCAGGGACAUCGUCGUCUGCGACGCCACCCUGUGCGACCUGCGAUCCAGCAAGCCGCUGGAGGAGCUGGCGCCGCGGGUGCGACGGCUGGCGUUUUGGGACUGCUUCCCGGACGAUGGGCGCGUCGACGUGCUGCAGCACUAUUCUGCCUACGUCGCCGCCUGCUUCCCGCACCAGGGUCUGGGGAGGGCUGAAUUCGACAAGUUUUGGUUCCCCAACCUGAGCCAUCUCUGGAUCGUCAAGGUCGGAGAAGUGGACCGGUCCUGGAACAUCGCCGUCGACAAGAAUGUGCCCUUUGAGACGCAGGCGAGGAAGACGGCGCGCCAAUUUCGGUACUGGAUCAACGGCGGCAUCAUCGAGAUGGCGACGCUCGACCUUGACGAGCCCGAGACCAAGGCGGUCUUGAGGGAGGGCAGAUGCGGGCGCGCAGACUGCCGGGAGCUGAAUCGGGAGCGGCCCACCAUGGUUUCCAAGGUGACGUUUAUCGACGGUCCAUACAACGACGACAAUGACGACAGGGGGGCCCCCCCGCGGUGGAAGCGCAUCCGGCCGUGGUCCGCGUGCUCCGACGACGGAUGCUCCGAGGACCGGAUGCGGUGGAUGCUCGUCGAGAGAACUCUCACCUUUUCACUGCGCUGGGAGGGCUCGGGCGAGGACCACGAGGCCUCGACGACGCGGCGCCAGGUGUACGAGGAUGCCAACGGGGGCGGCGGUCGGAGACGCGAGGCAGUGGCGGAUCCCUGGUGA
Messenger RNA from Hirsutella rhossiliensis, 1011 nucleotides. RefSeq lists its product as uncharacterized. The record is from RefSeq and is a predicted model, not a curated record. The transcript has a single exon. Bases 1 to 1011 code for a protein of 336 amino acids. Lineage: Eukaryota; Fungi; Ascomycota; Sordariomycetes; Hypocreales; Ophiocordycipitaceae.